Molecule: messenger RNA, 2154 nt
Organism: Macrosiphum euphorbiae (potato aphid)
Lineage: Eukaryota; Metazoa; Arthropoda; Insecta; Hemiptera; Aphididae
Source: the annotation of a GenBank genome assembly
AUGGAUACAGUAGAAUUAAAAAAUUCCGGAGGUAAAAUAGUCCCCCAUUCGGAUCUCCGGGCGGGGACUAAUGCUACUAAGUAUUCAUUAAAGGAGAAGAACAAAGUAAGGAAAAGAAGAAUUGGAACGUGGAAUGUAAGAUCUUUAGGGAUCUGUGGUAAAUUGGAAAACCUCAAAAUUGAAAUGGAAAGACUUAAAAUAGAUAUAAUAGGGAUAAGUGAACUAAAAUGGACAGGUAAAGGAGAUUUCUGGUCGGAAGAUUACAGAAUUAUAUUUAGCGGGGAUGACCACAGAGUAACAGGAGUGGGUUUCAUAUUGAACAAAGAAAUAGGGAAAAAAGUAGUGGACGUUGUUCAAUAUAAUGAACGAAUAAUUGCUAUUAAAAUAGAAACUAAACCUGUUGAUACAUUUAUUUUACAAGUAUACAUGCAAACCUCAACUCAUAAAGACGAAGAAAUAGAGGAAAUUUAUGAACAAAUAAAUGAGGUGAUAGAAAUGACAAACGAAAAGACAAAUUUGAUUGUUUUAGGUGACUGGAAUGCUAUAGUAGGGGAGUCAAAAGAACAUGGAGUUGCAGGUGCGUUUGGUCUAGGCAAAAGAAACGAAAGGGGACAUAGGCUAAUUGAGUUCUGCAAAGAAAGAAACCUAGUCAUUACGAAUACAAUGUUCUCACAACCGAUAAGGAGAAGAUAUACAUGGACCAUGCCGGGAGGAAGAGCAAGAUAUCAAAUAGAUUACAUAUUAGUAAGAAAUAGAUAUAAAAACCAAGUAAAAAAAUGCAAAACUUACCCAGGCGCGGACAUUAACAGUGAUCACAAUCUAGUGUUAAUGGAAACAAACUUAAGCCUGAAAAGAAAGAAACCCAACGAAAGUACAAAAAGAAAAUGGUGCAUGGAUAAACUAAAGAAUGAAGAAAUAAGAAGUGAUUUCAAUGAAGAAUUAAAUAAUCUAUUACAAGAAGCAAAUAGCAAUAAGAACCAGGAUAAUGACAAAGUCGAAUGGGAAAAAUUAUUAAGGGAUACGAUGACAAAAGCAGCGGAAAAACAUCUCAAAUUCACUAAAGAAAUGCCUACGAAACCAUGGAUAAACAACGAAAUUAUAGAUCUCAUUGAAAAACGAAGAAAAUACAAAAACGCGGUUAGUGAAGAGGGAAUAGCAGAAUAUAAAAAGUAUAGAAACUUGGUCAAUAGAGAAGCGAAGAAAGCCAAAGAGGAAUGGUUAAACAAUAUAUGCAAAGAUAUUGAUUCCUGCCUAACAAAAGGCUUGAGUGAUAAAGCGUACAAGAACAUUAAACGAUUUUUUAGAGAAUUCAAAGAUAAAACCACUAUACUUAGAGGAACAGAUGGUAAAAUAAUCACUGAAGGGAAAAAAAAGUUAGAAGUAUGGAAACAAUAUAUUGAAAAGUUAUAUGGAAAUGAUAAUAUAAAUGCGGGACAAUGGGCCAUAGAAGAAGAAGACGCAGAGCAAGAAAAUAUAGGACAACCCAUUUUGAAAGGGGAAUUUGAGACAGCACUAAAUGAGUUGAAACACAACAAAGCUACAGGCAUAGACAACAUAAGUGGAGAAAUGUUAAAAGCAUUGGAAGGCCAAGGAAAGGAGAUAUUAUUUAAAAUAAUAUAUGAUGCAUAUGAAAAAGGGCUAGUCCCCAAAGAUUUCGAGAAGUGCCUAAUGAUAGCAUUACCGAAAAAAAAGAAGUCAGAAAAAUGUGAAGAUCAUAGAACCAUAAGUCUAAUAACACAUGCAUCGAAAAUAUUAACAAAGAUAAUACACAAAAGAAUAGAAGCAAAAAUAAGUGUCAAUCUAGAGGAAGACCAAUUUGGUUUUAGGAGGAAUAGGGGAACCAGGGAGGCUAUACUAUGCUUAAGGAUGAUCAUGGAAAAUAUGUAUAGAGUAAACAAGCCUAUGUAUACAGCGUUCAUUGACUUAGAAAAAGCUUUCGACAACGUCAAUUGGGAAAUAUUAUUCAAUAUAAUGAAAACCAUAAAUAUCGAUAUUAAAGACAGAAUAAUUAUUCAUAAGUUAUAUUUAAAUGAAAAGGCUGUUAUAACAGAUAAAAAAGCAGAUCAUGGGAAGAAGCAAAUAUUGAAAAAGGAGUUAGACAAGGGUGUAACUUAUCACCAACACUAUUUAAUCUGUACAUUGAAAAUACUCUAA